CGGGCAGCGGCGGAGGGAGGGGAGCGGGGAGGGGGCGCCGCGCUGGGAGGGAGGCAGCGCGCACCGUGCAGCCGGGCCGGGCGGGAGGCAUGGCGGGGCCCCCGGCCCUACCCCCGCCGGAGACGGCGGCGGCCGCCACCACGGCGGCCGCCGCCUCGUCGUCCGCCGCUUCCCCGCACUAUCAAGAGUGGAUUCUGGACACCAUCGACUCGCUGCGCUCGCGCAAGGCGCGGCCGGACCUGGAGCGCAUCUGCCGGAUGGUGCGGCGGCGGCACGGCCCGGAGCCCGAGCGCACGCGCGCGGAGCUCGAGAAACUGAUCCAGCAGCGCGCCGUGCUCCGGGUCAGCUACAAGGGGAGCAUCUCGUACCGCAACGCGGCGCGCGUCCAGCCGCCCCGCCGCGGACCGCCGCCGGAGGGGGGCGCGGCGCGGGCGGGCGGCCCGGCGCGGCCCGUGAGCCUGCGGGAAGUCGUGCGCUACCUCGGGGGCAGCGGUGGCGCCAGCGGACGCCUCACUCGCGGCCGCGUGCAGGGCUUGCUGGAAGAAGAGGCGGCGCGGGGCCGUCUGGAGCGCACCCGCCUGGGAGCGCUCGCGCUGCCCCGCGGAGACAGGCCGGGACGGGCGCCGCCGGCCGCUAGCGCACGCGCGGCGCGGAGCAAGAGAGGUGGAGAAGAACGGGUGUUUGAGAAGGAAGAGGAAGAUGAUGAGGACGAGGACGAGGAGGAGGAGGACAAUGUAUCAGAGGGCUCAGAAGUGCCUGAGAGUGACCGCCCCGCAGGUGCGCAGCACCAACAGAUUAAUGGAGAGCGCGGCCCUCAGAGUGCUAAGGAGAGGGUCAAGGAGUGGUCGCCCUGUGGACCCUAUCAGGGCCAGGAUGAAGGGCGGGGACCAGCACCUGGCAGCUGCACACGCCAAGUGUUCUCGAUGGCAGCUGUGAAUAAAGAAGGGGGAUCAGCUUGUGUUGCGGCUGCUCCAGAUUCUCCAUCUCCUGUGCCUAUGCCCCCAGGAAAACCAGCCCUACCUGGGGCUGAUGGGACACCUUUCGGCUGCCCUCCUGGGCGCAAAGAGAAGCCAGCUGACCCCGUGGAGUGGACAGUCAUGGAUGUGGUGGAGUACUUCACUGAGGCGGGCUUCCCAGAGCAGGCCACUGCUUUUCAGGAGCAGGAAAUUGAUGGCAAGUCUUUGUUGCUCAUGCAACGGACAGAUGUGCUCACUGGCCUGUCCAUCCGCUUGGGCCCAGCCCUGAAGAUCUACGAGCACCACAUCAAGGUGCUUCAGCAAGGCCACUUUGAGGAUGACGAUCCUGAUGGCUUUCUAGGCUGAGCACCUAGCCUUGUCCGACCCCAUCCAGUUCAGAUCCCACCCAUGGUGGCCCCGUAGUCCAGGAGCUGGACAUGGGGACCCUCUGAAACUUCCCAAGAGACUCCAGUGAGGAGGUGCUCCUCCCUGUUCAUUUCCCCCUCUUCUCGCCCCCACCUUAGUUCAUCCCCUCUCCACCAUAGUGGAAUGUGGGGUAGGAGGACUUGGCUCAGUUACCAGGGGCCCCCCUUUUACCCCAAACAAGGACAUUUUUGAAAAACAAAAAAAAAACAGGGGAGCAUCCUGUGGCCCCAGACCCUCCUCAGUUCAGCCAGAUGUAUCUUAUCUAUGUUUUGUUCUGCCUAUUUGUCCUGGUGGUGGUCUCUCUUCCCACCGCCUGUGCCCUCCGCCCAGCCUGGCCCCCAGCCUCUGGGGAACAGCUGAGGUAAGGGACCUUGGUCCUCUGGUUCCUUCCCUUUCUGUCUGUCCACUGUUGCUCCACCUGGCUGUAUUGCUUUUUAAUAUUGCACCGAAGGUUUUUUAAAUAAAACUUA
This is a messenger RNA of Psammomys obesus (fat sand rat), 1852 nucleotides long. RefSeq names its product sterile alpha motif domain containing 1 (gene Samd1). Bases 90 to 1322 code for a protein of 410 amino acids. The transcript has 6 exons. Gene Ontology annotation, molecular function: protein binding; DNA binding. Lineage: Eukaryota; Metazoa; Chordata; Mammalia; Rodentia; Muridae. The record is from RefSeq and is a predicted model, not a curated record.